Phaeoacremonium minimum UCRPA7 is the source of this 1755-nucleotide messenger RNA. RefSeq names its product putative calcium proton exchanger protein. The record is from RefSeq and is a predicted model, not a curated record. NCBI's taxonomy places the organism in Eukaryota, Fungi, Ascomycota, Sordariomycetes, Togniniales, Togniniaceae. The transcript is spliced from 3 exons. Bases 1 to 1755 code for a protein of 584 amino acids. Gene Ontology annotation, molecular function: calcium:proton antiporter activity. Gene Ontology annotation, cellular component: fungal-type vacuole membrane. Gene Ontology annotation, biological process: intracellular calcium ion homeostasis; calcium ion transmembrane transport.
AUGUUUUCUUCAGGGAAUCACGCCAAGACCAAGCGACAGGCACACAUCUUGAGCCGCCGCCAAACAAAUGAGAAGUGGAACAUUUUUCGGCAUUUGUCUUGGGAAAGGAAACAAAAGUCGCAAACAUGGGGACCUGACAUGGAGGAAGGCCGGGGUGAGCGUGCAGUCACCGAUGAUGGAGUGCCUAUGACCCAUGCGGAAACGGCACCCGAGCGAUACUCACCCAGAGGCUUCUCCGAGGAGGAUGGAAACGGCACCAUCCACAAAGAGCAAGAGGCCAAGGACUUUUCAAACGACGACAACAAUGACGGCCAGCAAUAUAGCGGUGAAACCGCGAUAGACCCAUCGCAUAAACCAACAGCGGCAGGAGGUGGCGAGGGAAGCAUGAGAAACAGGAAACCAGAAUCAACAAAGGAGGCUGCGCAAGAUGAGCCUGAAGAGAAACCGAAGAAAGAGCACCGGCUAUUCAAGACCAUCCAUCCCAAGGAACCUUUUACCUUCAGGAAUCAAUUCCAACGAACGUUCUUGAACUCCUGGAUCAACAUCCUUCUUAUUGCUGCUCCCGUCGGCAUCAUCCUCGGCGCGAUCCCGCAUAUGAAUCACUAUGCCAUCUUCAUUGUGAACUUCGUGGCGAUUAUUCCGUUGGCAGCUAUGUUGAGCUUUGCAACAGAGGAGAUCGCUCUCCGGACUGGUGAAACUCUAGGUGGUCUUCUCAAUGCCACAUUCGGAAAUGCCGUUGAGCUGAUUGUCGCCAUUAUGGCCUUGGUCAAAGGAAAAAUUGUCAUUGUCCAGACUUCUCUUAUUGGCAGUAUUCUUUCCAACCUGCUUCUUGUCCUGGGUAUGUGCUUCUUCUUCGGCGGUCUGCGCAGACAGGAGCAGUACUUCAACACGACAGUGGCACAAACUGCGGCUAGUCUGCUGGCUUUGGCCGUGGGGAGUAUCAUUGUGCCUACAGUCUUCGAGCAGAUUACCGACCUUGCGCAGUCCCAGACGGCCGCUCUGUCGAGAGGCACAGCCAUCAUUCUCCUUUUCGUUUAUGCUGGCUACCUAUACUUCCAACUCAAGACUCAUCAUGCGGUGUUCAGCGAGGAGAGCCAGAAGGUACCGAUGCGGCCGCGCAAGAAUGAGCUGAAAGACGGUGCGAUACAGGCGGGUGUUCUCGGCCCCGCCGGUUUAAUGGGUCAUGCAGUUCCAGGACGCUCAGACAAUGAGAGACUUUCCAAGAUGUUGAUGGAUAACCCCGGAGCAAACGACGCAGAAGAGGAAGGGGAGGACCCACAACUGAGCUUUGCCGUUGCGCUUGGUACCCUCGUGGGGGUGACUGUUGUUAUUGCCUUCUGCGCCGAGUUUUUGGUUGACAGCAUCGACUAUGUGGUGAGAGAGGGCGGCCUCAGUGAAGAAUUCCUUGGUCUCAUUCUUCUACCCAUUGUCGGUAAUGCAGCAGAGCAUGCUACUGCUGUUACCGUCGCUAUCAAGGAUAAGAUGGAUCUGGCUAUUGGAGUUGCCGUUGGUUCUAGCAUGCAAGUUGCUCUCUUCCUGAUUCCUCUUCUUGUCGUCAUUGGCUGGGGAAUGGGACGUGACGAUAUGAACCUUGCCUUCGAUGUUUUCCAGGUCGUCGUCAUGUUUGUGUCUGUUCUCCUGGUCAACUAUCUCAUCGGAGACGGUAAGAGCCAUUGGCUUGAAGGAAAACUUCUCAUGUGCCUUUACGUCAUCAUCGCCGUUUGCGCUUGGUACUAUCCAGCAAAGGUGGAGUAA